CACGGGAUCGACGUACAUAUUACCUACUUGUCCAGCGCCUUUUUAUUGGGUUCACUAUAGCGAUGGCUUCCCGCUUCGAGGCUCGCAAGCAAAACAUUUUGGAGCAGCUGGAUGCCCCAGAUGGAGAGUACCACGAUCUCUCACCGAAAGGCUCCAUCGACGCACCCAUCCGUGACUUGAUCAGCGAGAUCAAUGCUAUCGAUGGCAUAGUCACGACCAGUAGCUGCUCCGGCAGAAUCAGUGUUUUCCUUGAAGGCCGAAAGACGAGUAGUGAUCCAUCAAAAGUCGCUGAAGAAGGCGAGGAGUCACGCGCUGGACCUGGAGGAAAGGGCGGCGGAGGCACAUGGCUGUUCAUUUCACAUGACCCGGUAGAAGUUCCAGAUGUAGAUUCUGCUUCAGAGUUGUUGUCGAGGUUUUCCCUCGAGGAUAUUGCAUCUGCUGCAGUGAGAGAGGUCGGCGUUCACCGCCGAUUCAUUCAUCUCAAGUUCGAGCCCAUGAUCUUGCACAUAUUGAGCUCUUCCCUCAAUCAUGCACAGAAGUUACUGAACGCUGGAAUGGGUGCUGGCUUUCGGGAGAGCGGUGCGGUCAGUUUGGGCUCAUCAAAGUCAGGGGAGGCCAACCCAGUGGUUGCUAUCCGAUCGACCGGCUACUCUUUCGACUCUAUCAUCGGUUAUCAAGAUGACGAUGGCCGUAAUGUUUCCCUCAUAAGUGCGAGUCAUAUAAGGACUUUGAUAUGCAUUGCGAAUGAGCGGUUCAACAUCAAUCUCGAGCGUAUAGCACGCUUUCGAGCGAUGCUCUUGGACUCAUACCAACUUACGUCUACUUCGACAUCCGGAGGUCCCAAACCCGAUUGGGAAGACGCAGAUGCCAGGAAGCAGCGCAAGAGAGCGGAGGGUCUGGCACGACAGCGAGCGCUGCUAGCUGCAAGUUCGGACGAAAAGAUACCUAGCAGCAAUGAGUCACUUGAAAUGAGUGAUGUCGGAGACAUACUUCGCGAAGGUGUAGUUGGCAGCCUUCCGUUCAUGGGCAAUAUGUCUCCGAGCUAGCAUCGCCCGAAUGAGGCUGUUGAGCAAGUUACCGGGGUGCGAAACGUACACAAGGUGUUGCUAUGUGACUCAUGCGCAAUUCACAAGCAGUCGAAGACUCAUCGAUGGAACACUUUGUAAGCGCUUCUCAUACCUCAACUCCUUGGACCAAUUCUGUGGAGCUAGUAUCUCCUCCGGCCAAUGGGAGCAUUUCGUCAGUAGCUCCCGGCGACAUUCAACAGCCUCAUAAAUCUCCACAUCUCUCCGCAACGA
Molecule: messenger RNA, 1298 nt
Organism: Boeremia exigua
Lineage: Eukaryota; Fungi; Ascomycota; Dothideomycetes; Pleosporales; Didymellaceae
Product: methyltransferase TYW3-domain-containing protein
Exons: 2
Coding region: 63-1046 (327 amino acids)
Biological process (GO): tRNA methylation
Cellular component (GO): cytoplasm
Molecular function (GO): tRNA methyltransferase activity
Source: RefSeq, a predicted model, not a curated record